AUGACGUGCCAUGAUGCCGUCGUCAAGUCGUCGCCUGCGCCUGAGGCGGAGGCAGUGGCUGCCACCCCCCCGGCGCCCACUCCCUCCUCCCGGGCGCCGACGACCCCUCGUGCUCCCCAUACGCCGGCUCUCAAGGAUUCUGUGGCAGGACCUUCACAGUGUCAUUCAUCGUACUUGUCGGUGGAGGAGUUGGAUCCGAGGGUAGUGGACUCGAGAAGCCCAGUCCUUAGAACCCGGCGCUGUGAGGCGUUGGGGACUCAGGGACCUACAGUUUCCACUCCUUCUCUGGCAAGUGCAAUGGCGAAGGGCAUUGUUGGGGAACUGCCUGCUCGUCAACUUGCUGGCACUUCCUGCUGCCUCCGCUGCGCUAAGCAGCUCAAGAAUGGAGGAAUUUUCUGCAGCCGCUCAAGUCUAAAUUCGCGCUGUUUCCGUUGCGCAAAGAAUAACGACUCGUGCCUUCCUGUGCCAAUGCAGUACAGGGCCAGGCUCUCAAGCCUCCAGGUGUUGGCGGACUCUGUCAGCAUCGGGGAGGUCCCCCUGGCCCAACUCCAGAAGGAAGCGCAUAAGUGGGUCUCCGAUGUAGAGAAACACCUCAGAGUAACUAUUCCCAAGAAAAAGGGGGUAGUUGGCGCCGCCAGAAGCGCCACGGAGACUGUGCAGCUGCUGGAGAAGAUCUCACUUCAGAUGGAGCAGAUGACUCAGAUCCUCUGCCAGAUGGCAGGAGUACCCGUGCCCCCCGUCCCCGUCGCUGAACAGGAGUUUGGAGGAGGAGAGGUGGUGGAAAAGUGA
Messenger RNA from Paracoccidioides lutzii Pb01, 789 nucleotides. RefSeq lists its product as hypothetical. Bases 1 to 789 code for a protein of 262 amino acids. The transcript has 3 exons. The record is from RefSeq and is a predicted model, not a curated record.